Dibothriocephalus latus is the source of this 831-nucleotide messenger RNA. NCBI's taxonomy places the organism in Eukaryota, Metazoa, Platyhelminthes, Cestoda, Diphyllobothriidea, Diphyllobothriidae. The record is from the annotation of a GenBank genome assembly.
AUGAGACUUGCAAAAUACGAGCUCGCGGAAACUCUGUCCGCUUUUGAAUACUUAAACCACGACGCACUCCGUGUAGUUCAAAGGGAACUCAAACUAGAUCUACCCAUUACACUUCCAAACGAUGACUCGCUAUGUUCGAAACGCAAAGCCCACGCUGUGUUGGUCGAAGCCUCCUCCAUUAACGAAGGUUAUGCAGCCAAGCUGAUGAACGCUUUCACGGCAAAAGCCAAGAACACCGACCUCUGCCAUACAGGAGUGAUUUCUGCAAAUCUAAGACAAACUGAGAAACUAUGGGAACUCAGGAAGAAUGUUAUUGACGCCUGCAAGCAGACGGGUCCAUUCUACAAAUUUGACCUUCAAGUGCCAGCUAAGCAAUUGCCCGAACUGGUAAGACUUUUGGAGUCAAUCUGCUCUGGCGAACGCGCCUCAAGGAACCCUUCCAUUCGACGACUGCCUGACUCUGACAACAUGACCAGGCUGCGCGACUUGGUCAUUUUUGGACAACUUUCCAGCGUUCGCAAAGCCAUACGAUUCACUCACUGCGGACUAAAAGCCAGCAGCAUGGACUCGCGGCAGAGGAUUAUCCCCACUUGCGUGGUGCGUAUCGAGUCGAUCCUCGCCAAGUGGUUGGCCAUGGGACGCUGUGGUAAAUUUUUGGGUUUCUGUAGGAAUUCUGAGGGAACGGAGACCCGCGGGAUUCAUCGACUCGAUAUCGACGAGUACGGACUGCAAAGUAACGCCGCGCGAGAGUUACAACUGGCCCUCAAGAAGGCCUGGGAUCCCAAGGGUAUCAUGAACCCCUACAAAACCUGGCCUUUUAUUAGCAACUGA